This is a messenger RNA of Galdieria sulphuraria, 2478 nucleotides long. RefSeq lists its product as uncharacterized. The coding region runs from base 85 to 1857 and encodes 590 amino acids. The transcript has a single exon. The record is from RefSeq and is a predicted model, not a curated record. Gene Ontology annotation, cellular component: CAF-1 complex; nucleus. Lineage: Eukaryota; Rhodophyta; Bangiophyceae; Galdieriales; Galdieriaceae. Gene Ontology annotation, biological process: nucleosome assembly.
GAUUGUCAGGCAAUGUCAUGUGGCGCCAAUCAAAUUUCCUUUUUUUGAAAUAAGCUUUCUUUUGAGGCGAGAUCUUUUAUAGAAAUGUCCUGUUCAUCCGAAACUAUUACAAGUGAGACUUCAAUGACCAAAUGUUUGAGCGAAAACAAAGACAACGCGAGUGACUGUAAAGAAAGCAAAGUUAGGGGUGAAGCAGUUGCAGCAAAGGAAGGGGAGCUGAAAGGUUUCCUUGAGAAGUUGAAAGACAUAUUGCGUGAAUUUCAAAAUCAAUGUCAAAGAGAUAAAGAAUUGCUUCAAGUUUUAGAAGAUCAAGAAGGUAUUUCAGGCGAUAUUGCAUUCGUUGAACACAAAGCAGCAGUGAUCUUACAAGGAGCACGUGGCUCAAAAGACCAAAUUUUGAGACAGGGCCUUGAAUUACUAGGAGCAGGUGAAUGGCAGAAGUAUUUCGAAGAAAAUAAGCUUGGAAGUGCUCAAAGUUAUGGCUGUGAGGAACUGAAAAGUCUUGAAACUGUUACAGAGUUGGAUGAUGAACUGUCAGCACUGAUCACGAGCCACUUGCCAUUAUGGGAAUCGGACGUUUCGUUUUUACCUUGUACAUUCUCUAAAAUGUUGCUAUUGUUUCGAAAAAAAAGAAAACUUUUUGAAAGACGUAUCGUCAUCUGCAUAUCAAUCAUUAGACGUUUGUGUAAACAUUCUCAAAGAAACAAUCAAGCUAAAUUGGAUGAACUGAAGAUCAAAUUGAAGCAACUUGAGUUGGAUUGGAAUAGACAUGAGAAAAAUGAAAUGGAAACCAUAAAACAGCAAAGAGAAAAGAAAAUAAAACAAAAGGAAAAAGAAGAACAACGGAUGGCAAAGGAAUGGGAGAAAAGGGAGAAGAAUGUGGAAGGGAAAAAGCAAAAAAUGAAAAGAUGUUAUUGUAAGCAACAAAGAGAUGAUGAGAAAAGGACAAUAAUGGAACAAAGGGAAAGGAGAAAGAUGGAGACAGAUGCAGAGCAGCAGGCUAUUCAUCGUCAAGCAGCUGUUCUGGAAAAUUUCAUGAAGACCGUUCCCAAGUUACCACCAUGGCAAGGAAUCAACAGGCGCCAUAUAUCUAUUAGUGAUGAACUCCAACGAAUUAUAAGAGAAAACUCGAAACAACAAGAUGAGAAUAUCAUGCAAGACUUGAUUUUUUCAAUAAAGCGCACUCGCAAGCACUUCUGGAAGGAACUAGGAAUCAAGCAAGUUUCAUUUGGACAAUGCCAAGGCAGUCGAGUAAAACUACUGCAGUUUGAAGAAAGUUGUAGGCCUCCAUUUUAUGGAGUCGUUCAGAAACCAUCGGAAUUCCCAAAUGGUAGAAGGCCAUACAUUCGGCUACCUUGGCUGGAUUAUAACUAUGAUAGUGAAAUGGAGUGGGUAGAAUCAGAACCUGGAGAAAGCAUAUCUGAAAGUGCCUCAGAAGACGACGAUAGCAUCAUGGAUACGGAUACUAACUCAAGUUCAGACAAUGACUCAUUUUUUAUUGAUGACGAGCAUAUCUCGCAAAAUCUUAAUGAAGGUGGAUUCGAAGAAUGCUUUUCCGUACAGGAAGAAGAAUUGGUUGGAAUCAUUUCCUGUCAUGAUUCAAAUAAGGCUCAACGAGUUACAUUAUCCAAAUUUCCAAGGAGGCAGAUUUUGAAUGUCAAGAUAACCAAUAAUAUAGGAACAUUGUCGGAAACUUCAGAUGACCUCUUAAAUGAUUCUGAAAACAGUUUAGAUGACAGACAAGGUCUGGAUCUCGAAAUGAAAGAAAAUUUGAAACCUCUUGAAGAGUUUUGGCAAAUUCGAGAGAACAGAGAAGAAAAUUCAUCCAAAAAACAUUGUUUAUCGACAGGUAUGUAAACACUCUUAAAACCGGAUUUCUAACUAUUUUACAAAUCUGCAAAGCUAUUGUAAAUAUCAAAUGCAACUCAUCGUCAUCAUCAUCUUCUUCUUCUUCUCUCGGUUGUAUACAAACUGAUGUUCUAAAAGAGUUUCACGGAUAUUUGAUCGCAUUGAUACAAAAUAGAAGUCCGAUUGGUGACUUGAUAUAUGUCCAAAAACGAUUCCUAUUCUUAUUUUCUCCAAUAACUUCUUUUCCGGUGCUUAUAAGUAUGCAUCCAGAAACUCCAACUAUGAUGGUGAAAACAUGCCUAAUAUGCCAUGAAAAGGAAGAAUGGGCAGCGCUCAUGGCGUCCUGUCUUCUUUGCAUAAUACAAACAUUUCAAAGCUAUUUGGAAUCGAUCCCUAAGAGAAAACUUGAUGAAUUGAAGUCUACCGAGAAGCUUGUUGAAGAACUUUUACGCUCGAAAAGAUUCAAUAUAGCUGUGACAAAAGUUUUUCAAACCCUUGAAGAUAAAAUACGAAAUGUUCUUCCCAGGUAACACACACACACACACACAUAUAUAUAUAUAUAUAUAUAUAUACCUCAAACUGGGGCAGGAUUUCGUCAUCAACGGAGAAAAUAAACACAUGUCAAUAGAA